Messenger RNA from Solenopsis invicta (red fire ant), 2827 nucleotides. RefSeq names its product E3 ubiquitin-protein ligase synoviolin B-like. The coding region runs from base 227 to 2068 and encodes 613 amino acids. The transcript has 8 exons. The record is from RefSeq and is a predicted model, not a curated record. Gene Ontology annotation, cellular component: cytoplasm. NCBI's taxonomy places the organism in Eukaryota, Metazoa, Arthropoda, Insecta, Hymenoptera, Formicidae.
ACGGCGAGUAGCGUUGUAUGCGUGCGCGCGCGCGUACGUGCGACGAUACGUGUUCAUCCACACUCCGUUUGUACAUACACAGACAGUUCGCUGAGGUGGUGCACGGGAUCGUCGAAAACGUGCGAUCCGAUAAAAUUUUCCGUGCGAAGACGCAAGUGUCAGCGAUUUCUCCACCUGGGAAACGCAGUGAACGUUCGGGCUGUACGAGAAGGCGCCCGGCACGAAAAUGAGGGAGGCCGGGAUCAUGCUGAUCAGCACCGCGCUAACUUGCGUCGUUAUCGGCAAUGCGUACUAUCAGAGAAAACAGUUCUAUCCGACUGUCGUUCACAUAACUAAAUCCAAUCCGAGCAUGACAGUGAUCUACACGCAAGGAUUCAUUCUUGCAUUCAUGAUAAACGCCUUCCUGCGAAAAAUCUUUUUCGGCACCCUGCGUGCUGCCGAGCUUGAGCAUCUGGUGGAAAAAGUCUGGUAUGCCGUGACGGAGACUUGCUUAGCGUUUACAGUGUUCAGGGACGACUUCAGUCCUAAAUUCAUAGCGUUAUUUACUCUCCUCUUGUUCCUAAAGUCGUUUCACUGGCUUGCAGAGGACCGCGUCGAUUAUGUGAGUUUUAUCCAUGUGAUGGAAAGAAGCCCAGUAAUAACAUGGUUGUUCCAUCUCAGAGUCGCUACUUUACUGAGUCUUUUGUUUGCUAUCAAUCUCACCAUGAUCAAUUAUGCCUAUAAUACGACAGCCACUAAAGGCCCCUCUGUACAACUUGUGUUUGGCUUUGAGUACGCGAUUUUGCUGACUGUUGUCUUUAAUAUCACUGUAAAAUAUAUCUUGCAUACUAUUGAUCUGCAAAGUGAAACUCCAUGGGAUAACAAACCAGUGUUCCUGUUGUAUACAGAACUGAUUAUUGGCGUAUUAAAGGUUUUCCUUUAUGUUGCCUUUGUGACCUUAAUGAUAAAGUUGUUUACAUUGCCCUUAUUUGCACUGCGUCCUAUGUAUUAUACAAUGCGAGACUUCAAGAAAGCAUUUCAUGAUAUUGUAAUGUCUCGACGAGCUAUCAGGAAUAUGAACACUCUGUAUCCAGAUGCAACAGCUGAGGAAUUGGCUGCUGCUGAUAAUGUUUGCAUUAUAUGUCGAGAGGAGAUGGUUACAGCCAGUAAAAAAUUGCCAUGUAAUCACAUCUUUCAUACCGCAUGUUUACGUUCCUGGUUUCAACGUCAACAGACAUGCCCAACGUGUCGGUUAAAUAUUUUGAGGCCUACGCCAAACAAUGCACCACCUAGACUGCAAAAUCCUCCUCAGCCUGUACCGCAGAUACCUCCGCAACCUCCACAAGUACCUGGUGUCAACCCUAUUGGACCACCCUUUCAUUUCCCAGUAUUUUGGGCUGGAUUACCCGCUCCAGGUAUGCCGCCACAACAACAACAGCAACAGCAGCAGCAACAACAGCAACAGCAGCAACAACCGCAACAACAGCAACAGCAUCAACCUCAAAAUAAUGCUGGAAGUACUACCCCGCCUCAAAAUCCGGUACCCCCUACCGGAAAUAUUCCGCUUUUCCCACCGCUAUUUCCUGUAGUACCAUUGCCACCUAUUCCCGUACCGCCACCGAAUUUAAUUGAAUUGAGCGAAGAAGAACUCAGAGCGAUGGAAGGUAAUUUGCGGCAAGCUGUUGAAGCCAGGAUACAAACGUUGCAAAGGAUUCAGCUUUUGUUAGAUGCAGCCAAUGCGAUGAUGAAUCAAUAUCAAACAGCAGCUGCUACCGCUAACAUUCCUGUGAACAAUAAUUCUGCAAGCAAUAUCGACAGUACAUCAGAUAUGUCCACAAUGGCAAAACCAGGGCCAAGCGGUACAACAAACACGAAUGCUGGAGUUGGUAACGAUAGUUCUCAAGUCAAAGUAGAGAACGCUCCUACUCCGACUACUCCGUCGAAGGAAAAUACUUCUGCUCCGAGUAUAUCGAAAGAGGAUGCGUCAACAAGUAAUGAUACUGUAGAUUUAUCUAGGACUGAAUCUUCGAGCGAACAGGAAAUGCUGCGCAGACGUAGGUUACAAAAAUUUUCACCACCAACAGAAUAAACAAAACUUGUGUGAUAACUUAUGUAACAUAAUAGUUUUUAAACUUGGUUUAUUAUCGGCCUCAAUUAAUGUGAGCGGUUAAUAAUUGAGGACUGUAAAAGCUAAAGUUUGGAUUUUCUAAUCGAUACGAGAGACAGCCUUGUUGAAUGAGAUUUCAUUCAAUCAGUGAUUAAUUAAUAGGUUUUAAGAGCACAGAUAGAACUAUUUGUAAAGAGAUCUCUAGCGAUUAUCAAAUCCAGAAUUUUAAUAACCGAGACUGAAAGCUUGAGACUCAAAUUACAAAAACUGAGGGUAUAUUACCAACAAAUCAUAAUCAUAUGAAAAAUGAUUUUAUAGUAAUGAUUUUUUUCUUUCUUUUUGUAAAUUAUCAGAAUACGGAGUGCAAGAAAUUAAUUCCAUUGACGUAAUAAUUUCCAGAUUUACAAACAUGUUUACUUGUAUAUAAUUACAAAUUUUCUUGCUUCUCUACGUAAUCUUUACAGCCGUGCGAGAGUACGACAAAAGCCGACGAAAACUGACGAGCCGUGCAAUUUCUUGUGAAACUAUGUGAAACUUUAAAAAUUAAUUUGAUAUUCUUUGCAUAAAAAUGUAUUGAGUACCUUUAUCCCUAAGCUUUAAUAUAUGAAAAUUUCUUAUGUACAUUUAUAAUUAUAUUAUCAUGUAAAUAUGCUACAUGUGUGUGUUUGUCUCAUUCUUUUGUAAAACAAGACAACAUACCAACAUUGAUUUACCUUGAACAAGUACAAGAAUUUCUGAUAA